GUGCCGGAUAUCUCGAGCUAAACAAGAGGAACUCACAGAGUAUUUAUUCUCCCACAGACACUUCGUCACGGCACCGAUCGCACCACAACUCCUACAGCAGCGCACAAGCUCUUGGAUUAUUCCGUGGCUGAGUAACUUCGAUCUCAGUGCAGGAUGUUUUACUUCCACUGUCCCCCACAGCUGGAUGGGGAGUGUUGCAGAACUAAUACAUUGAACUCAAACGGCUUUGGGAACCAUGCCUCUGGAGACUUCGAUGAUGGUUUUCUCAGGAGGAAACAACGCAGAAACAGAACCACCUUCACUUUACAACAGUUAGAAGCCCUGGAAGCAGUUUUUGCCCAAACUCACUAUCCGGACGUGUUCACAAGAGAAGAGCUGGCUAUGAAGAUUAAUCUUACAGAGGCCCGGGUCCAGGUGUGGUUUCAGAACCGAAGAGCAAAGUGGAGAAAAACAGAGCGAGGCAGCUCGGAUCAAGAAAGCACAAAGGAGCAAAUGAGUGAUGGAGCUCCUGCUGCCAGAAACCUCAACCAGUCUCCUGUGGAUCAAAGCAGAAACAAAAAAGAACCUCUGGAAGCCCAACAAAAUGUUAACAGAGCAGUUGCUGGAGGGCCAUUUUUCCCAUCCUGUUUGCCUGGAACUCUUCUCAACACUGCGACUUAUGCCCAAGCUUUGUCACAAGUGGCAACUUUGAAAGCAGGAAGCCCCCUGUGCUCUUGCUGUGUGCCUGACCCUAUGGGUCUCUCCUUCCUGCCUCCCUACGGGUGCCAGAGUAACAGGACGGCCAGCGUGGCAGCUCUACGCAUGAAGGCCAGGGAACACUCUGAGGCUCUGCUGCAGUCAGCCAAUCUACUUGGGGCAGUACCAGGGCCAGGAGCCAGAGUUUCUGUUGGUCUCGGUCAAAGCACCAACACAGUGGGAGGGGAAGACUCCAGUCCUGCCUCUGGUUCUUCAAAGCUACCAACCCAGGGAACUACCCCUGAAAAGCAGCUGCAUUGCCCAAAAGAGAACCCGGACAAGAAAUAAGGGAGUCAUUUUUGCCUACACAGCACGUUUUCCCCUCCUGGACAUAAGGAAUUACAAUCUCAUUAUGAAUGCCUGCUGCCCCCUUCCUCACAUGCAGUCAAAACAACAGGGCAAGGUGUUCGGUGUUAUUUACUAUUGUGUUAUAAUUUGAGUGUGGGUGCAUCAAGCUAUUUAUUCAAUUGUUGUUUAUCUAUUAUUGUUACAUUUUGCCUAUUAUUAUGAAUGAUAUAUUGCCUAUAUACCUUUGGCACUGUAAAUGGUUUUAAUGGUGGAGAGUUUGUGGGAUGAAUUUACCCUGGCUGCCAAUGUGAAUUCAUAUAUUUUUCCAGCCACUUUCAUGUAGGACUUAUACUGCCUUGUAUACUGUGAAGUCAGGUGAUGUAAGAAAUUGCAUUGUAUGAAAGACCAUUUUUUCUAAAAUGUAAAAAAAAAUAAUAUAUAUAUAUAUAUACACACACACCAUGCGCUAAUAUAAAUGACCUAAUGUGAAAUAAUAUGAAAGUGUAUAUUUAUUGUGUUUUCUUGAUCUGCUAAAAGCAAUUUCAUCACACUGGUCAUGAGAUGUGACACUCUUGUUGUCAUCACAUCUGCAAGGCAAUGACAGACUGUGAGUGUUCUCACUCUGGUCCUGUUU
This is a messenger RNA of Tachysurus fulvidraco (yellow catfish), 1657 nucleotides long. RefSeq names its product dorsal root ganglia homeobox (gene drgx). NCBI's taxonomy places the organism in Eukaryota, Metazoa, Chordata, Actinopteri, Siluriformes, Bagridae. The record is from RefSeq and is a predicted model, not a curated record. Bases 154 to 1023 code for a protein of 289 amino acids. Gene Ontology annotation, biological process: regulation of transcription by RNA polymerase II. Gene Ontology annotation, molecular function: DNA-binding transcription factor activity, RNA polymerase II-specific; RNA polymerase II transcription regulatory region sequence-specific DNA binding. The transcript is spliced from 7 exons.